Messenger RNA from Gilbertella persicaria, 2625 nucleotides. Its product is annotated as peptidase S8/S53 domain-containing protein. Gene Ontology annotation, cellular component: cell wall; membrane; cytosol. The record is from RefSeq and is a predicted model, not a curated record. The transcript is spliced from 3 exons. Gene Ontology annotation, molecular function: tripeptidyl-peptidase activity; serine-type endopeptidase activity. Lineage: Eukaryota; Fungi; Mucoromycota; Mucoromycetes; Mucorales; Choanephoraceae. Gene Ontology annotation, biological process: proteolysis. Bases 1 to 2625 code for a protein of 874 amino acids.
AUGAAGAAGAACUCAUUCUCCAUAUUUCCUAUUGUGGUGGCUGGUGUUUGCAUGGCAGUCUUUGUCAUGACAGCCGAAGCUGUAAAGAUUCAUCAUCCCAAGCUCUCUCAAGGCUCAAGCAACAUCGUUCCUGGUCAAUACAUUGUUAGCUUCAACACCAAGCAAGCAAGCUCCGCCUCAGUCUUUACUCAAUCUUUGAAAGACACCAUUGAGGAUGUUGAAGUUGAAAUCAAGAGAAAGAUCAAUCACAGCUUCUUCAAUGCUGUUACUGUUGCUAUUGACACUACUUCUAAAGAUGUUCAUGAAUCUGCCUUAAAGACGAUUCUUGACCGUUCUGAUGUCAAGGCCGUUUAUCCUGUCAGAAAGAUCGCUCGUCCUAAUGUCACUUUGAAGAAGGGUAAAAAGGAUGUACCCUCCAUCUUGCCUCACUCUAUGACUCAAGUUGAUCUUGUUCACACUAAGCUCAAGAACAAGGGUAAAGGCGUCUUGGUCGGUGUCCUUGAUACAGGUAUUGAUUACUUGCAUCCUGCUUUGGGUGGUGGCUUUGGUAAGGGUUACAAGGUCAGUGUUGGUUUCGAUUUAGUUGGUGAUGCCUACACUGGUGCCAACACUCCCAAGCCUGACAGUGAUCCUCUCGAUAACUGUGGUGCUGAUUCUGGUGCUUCAGGUCACGGUACUCACGUUUCUGGUAUCAUUGCUGGUUAUGACAAGGCUACUAACUUUACUGGUGUCGCUCCUGAAGCUAACCUCGGUAUGUGGCGUGUCUUUGGUUGUAAGGGUAGCACUACCAAUGAUGUUGUCAUUCAAGGUUUGCUCUCUGCUUAUGAUGCUGGCGUUGAUGUUAUCAACUUGUCCUUGGGUGAAACCAACUCUUGGGCUAAUGCUAAUGACGCUGAAUUGUCCGUUGUUGACAAGAUUGUUGCUAAGGGUGUUAGUGUCAUUAUUUCUGCUGGUAACUCUGGUGCUAGCGGUAUUUACACUGUUGGUCAACCUAGUACUGCUGACGGUGCUUUCUCUGUCGCCUCUAUCCAAAACGGUUACUACACUGCCAAGAACUUCAAGGCCACUGGUAUUAGCCACAACAUCUUGUACACUGCCAGUACAGAUGAUACAAUUGAAAACGGACCUGUCGUAGCUGGUGAUGCUACUCCUGGUAACGGUGCUGAAGCUUGUACUGCUGAUGCAGUUCCUGCUACUGUUAACGGUAAGAUUGCUCUCAUUCAAAGAGGCAGCUGUACCUUCGUUGAAAAGGUCAACAACGCUGCUGCUAAGGGCGCCGUUGGUGUUGUCCUCUACAACAAUGUUGAUGGUACUUUCAGUGCUUCUACUCCUGGUGUCAGUAUUCCCGUUGUUUCUGUCAAUAAGGCCAAUGGUGAAGAACUUUUAGCUGCUAUCAAGGCUGGUACUGUUAGCCUCACCUUCGAUAAGGCUGGUGCUGUUACUCCUGUCGCUGAUGCUGGUACUGUUUCUUCUUUCUCCUCUCUUGGUGCUUCUUCUGAACUCAACUUCAAGCCUAACAUUGCUGGUAUUGGUGGUGUUGUUUACUCUACUGUUCCUCGUUACCUUGGUGCUUGGGGUGUUAUGUCUGGUACUUCCAUGGCUGCUCCCUACGUUGCUGGUUCCAUGGCUUUGUAUCUUCAUGCUCAUGGCAAGGAAAACAAGCCUAUCAAGUAUAUCAACGAACAAUUCCAAAACUACGCCUCUUCCGUUCCUGUCUACAACAGUUCCACCAUUGACUCCCCUGUUCGUCAAGGUGCUGGUCUUGUUCAAGUCUACGAUGCUAUCACUCAAAAGGUUCACAUUUCUCCUGCUCAAAUCAGUUUCAACGAUACUGCUACCACCAAGUAUAGAAAGCACACCAUCACCAUCACCAACCACGGUUCCAAGACUGUUCAAUUCGAAGCUGUUAACGAUGUUGCUACUGGUAUCUCUCCUUAUGAUGUCAAGAAGUCUGGCUACACGCCUCUUGAACCUGCCAAGAACUCCAAGGCUGCUGCUAAGAUUAAGUUCUCCAAGAAGACAUUCAAGCUUGCUCCUGGCAAGUCUCAAAAGAUCACUGUCACUGUCACUCCUCCUAAUACUGACCCUAAGAACCACGUCUUCUACGGUGGUUUCAUUCACUUCAAGUCUAAGCAAAAGACCACCAAUGUCGAUAUCAAGGUUCCCUACUUUGGUGUGAACGGUAAGCAAAAUACUUUGCCCAUCUUCGACGAAGGUUUCCCCACUAUCAUCGAUGCUGACAACAAGGAAUACGGUAAGGGUGAUACUUUCACUUACGACCGCUCCAAGUCUGGCAGUGCUCCUGUUGUCGUUGUCCGUCUCUUGACUCCUGCUCCUCACAUCAAGGCUGAACUUUUGGACUCCAAGACUAACAAGGUGAUUGGUCAAUUCUUGACUGGUCUUGAUUACCUUGGUCGUAACUUCCUUGCUGCCGAUCAACAAUACUCUACUUUUGUCUGGGAUGGUACUUAUGUUCCUUCUUCUAUUGCUAAGGCUCCUCUCCCUAUUCCUGCUCCCAGUGGUACUUACAAGCUCCGUUUGCGCGCUCUCAAGUUGCUUGCUGACCCCAAGAAAUCAGCCAGCUGGGAAACAUUCACUUCUGGCCCUGUUGUUGUCAAGAACUAA